Belonocnema kinseyi is the source of this 995-nucleotide messenger RNA. RefSeq lists its product as uncharacterized. The record is from RefSeq and is a predicted model, not a curated record. Bases 530 to 943 code for a protein of 137 amino acids. The transcript has 3 exons. NCBI's taxonomy places the organism in Eukaryota, Metazoa, Arthropoda, Insecta, Hymenoptera, Cynipidae.
AUGUAAAUACUCCUGUAAAGCCAGUUGUAAAGAAACGUUGGAUUUUUUCAGUAGCGAAGAAACUCAUGCUGCAACUUCAGGAAUGCUAAAACCAAGAUUUGACAGUGUUGCAACGAUACCAGGCAUCUUACAAUGUCAUGCAUUUAUUACAUAUAAACAUCGGCAAUUGCAGCUAAAGAAUUUGUCAGCUGCAACAGAGAGAAAUUAAAAAAAAUAAAAUAAAAAAAGACAAAUCUUCGAAAGAAUUAAAGGCAACAAAAAAGCAAAAAAACCCUGCCAAGGAAAUGAAAUCAAAGACAACGAAAAUGCAAAAUAAUCUGUCAAAAAUAGAAAAGUUAAGAAACUGGGAAUUUGAUGAAAGAAAGCAGCAAGGAAAUAAACCUUAAAAUUGUUUUUAAAUACACUUAAGGAAGGAGCAAAAAAAGACAGGCAGAAACCAGUAUAUAUAUAGCUGAAGCAUCUUGAAUAGAACAUUCAUUCGUCAGUAAUCAUUUGCCAAUCAUUUGAGCAAUAAUUCAAGUUGACAACAAUGAAGAUCUUUUUUCCAACUAUUUUAAUCGCAUUUGCGGUUUUCUCCAACUUUGUUGAAGUAAGUCCAAUGCAAAUGUACAAAUCGAGACCAGAAGGAGAAAGCUCGAGAAAAGGAAAGGAGUCCAGUGGCACCGAGGAAAUUGUCAUACCGUCAGGUAAAACAUCGGAAGCAGUUCUUUUUUACUACAAAGAUGGUAAAUAUCACGAAAUUCUUACCGCAAAAAAUGAGAACCUAAAAAAAGUUAAGGGUUGGUACGUUGGAAAAAAAAUCAAUUGGCAAUCAACUUAUCCACUGUAUAAUAAAGAACAUGAACAUGUCUUCCAAUGGGCGGAGGAGCCAUUUAAAGAGACACAGCAACAUAAGGCAUCUCCACAAGAACUUGUGAUGCACAGUGUUUACCAAAGAGAAUGAAAAGUCAUAAAAAAAUGUAUUAUGUAAAAUAAUUCAAUUUUACAUUUAAAUU